CGGGCCGCUGGAGCCGCAGCCGAGCAGCCAGCCCCUUGGAAAGAGCUUGCCGCCGCCGCCCCCGGAGCCGCCACGGCCAGCUGGGCGGCGCUGCCCCGCGGCGGGAGAGGGAGGCCGCGGGAGAGGGCAGGCGGCGGCCCGCCAGCCUGCAGCGCGGCUUGGGGCGCACCGCCUCGCCUCCCGGGAGCCACGCGAGCUCCGCGCCCGCCCGCACGAGCCCCGGCUCGCGCCUCCCUCGGCCUCCGGGCUCCCGGCCUCUCCGCCCCCACCCCCGCCCCCCGCCAGGGCCGCGCCGCGGCGGCCGAGGAGCAGCAUGAAUCUGCGGCUCUGCGUGCAGGCGCUCCUGCUGCUCUGGCUCUCCCUGAGCUCGGUGUGUGGAGGUCCCCUGCUGCAGACUUCUGACGGGAAAGGAAUGGAGGAAGCCAACAUCCGCCACCUGGUGCAGCCCAGAGGGCCAAGGAGCGGAGCAGGGCCCUGGCAGGGAGGUCGGAGGAAGUUCCGCCGCCAGCGGCCGCGCCUCUCCCAUAAAGGCCCCAUGCCUUUCUGAAGCAGGACUGAAAGGACCCCACAUGCCCACCCUCUGCGAUUCUCUCUGCUCCGUAGAUCCGUAGAUCCAUCUGCUUCUCUGGAGCCCUCACAUCUGCCACUUGGCUGGCACACGUCUUAGCAGCUGAUGGUCCCGGCUCUCCUUCCCCACCAGCCUCCCUGAAGGGGGUGUCCUGCCCCUAGUUCCGACGAUUCCCCUUCUCAAGCUCAAGGAUCCCUUCAGCCCCUCUUCCUGACUUGGGAGACCUUGCACUGGAAGGCUGUCCUUCUCCCCGGCCCUCCCCCUGCUCUAGUCCCUACCGCUUCCAGCGAACACCCUAACACGGAACCCUCCUCUCAGCCCUUCCUUCCUCAGGUCUGCCAUGGGGGCUGGGUGGAACCUCCUUCCUUCAACAGGCUCCAGCAGACCCCUUCCCCUCACCUGCAGAGGGGAAUGGAGAGCCGAGCCAUGGGAGACUCCAGUGAGAGGGACUGGGGCGUUGGGAUGCUGACAGGGUGCCUUGGAGGCCAUUGCAAGGGGGCGUUGGUACUCCAGCAGCAAAGGGCAAGUGAAGCAUUGGAGGAGUGGAGGAAUAGCUACUGUGGCCUCUUCCUCAUCCUCGUGUUUGGCCCCAGUAAGGAAGAGGCAAGGAGCGGGGCCAUGGAGUACACUGUCACUUCUCUCACCUCUCUGUGUCCCCUAACAGUCCCUCCCACUCACUCCCAUUCCCCCACCCCCGCCCCAGCUAGUUCAAGCUCCAGCUCAGGAGGGGAGGGUACUGGGCCUGAGGUGGCUCUAUACCAUCCCAGGAGCAAAAGCCAAGCAGGACGAUUGUUUUUGCCAAGAAUCACAGCCAAUCAGAGCCAAAGGAACCUUGGAGAUCACUUAGCUCCACCUCCUUAUGCAAACUCCUGCAAACGAACUCAGGGGCCUGGAGAGGGAUGGUGACCCGCUCAGUGUCCCCACAGAGCCAGGAUGAGGGCCCAGGGCUCCGACUCCCACUUGGUGAUGUCCUCUUCCUUCUCAAUGAUGCCUUUUCCAAACUCAUUAAGUGCCUUUUCCUGGGGUUGGGACCGGGGAUGGCUACGAAGGGAGGGGCAAGCCGGCUUUGAACUGCCCCCUGGUGUUGCGGGGAUGGAGCUGCUCCCUCCUCCCUGGCCAGCCCCCACUGGUCCAUUUUCCAACCUGGCCUAGAAAGUUCCCUAACUGCCCAUGGCCCCCAUUCCUGAAACGCGGGCAGACCCUGGGUACUGCCACAGUGGCAGCUCAGGCACCGAGACUACCUUUGCAACCCCAACACUGGUUUCCAGGAGUCAGGUGGUGGCCUUAACCAGUUGGACUCAACAGCUUUCCCUUUGUGUUAACCAGACCUUCUCUCCCAGCGGCCUUUCCUUGGGGAGGGGGUGGGGGAAGAAGAAGGGAGGGAGAGAAGGGAAGGAGGAAGGAAAGAUGGGAGGAAGUGUAAGUUUGAGCAGACUUUCUUCUCAGAGGCCUCCUGGGAAGGAGAAAAGGGAAGACAAGAGCCUGAUGACCUAUGCAUGGGUGGGAUCAGGGGGACUCAGGGCCCCCCAAGUCCCACAACAACCCCAUUUGCCUACCUGCUGCACCCCCUUCCCUCCGCUGCUGCUAACGCUGCUGCUGCUGCUGCUGCUGCUGCUGCUUCAAAGCUCACCCUGGGGAGCCAGGCUGGGCGCCCGCCACCCCCCAGUACCCCACAGCCCAGAGUAGGGGCCAGCCAGUGCCCAAAAUGCCCCUUCUGCCCUGGAUGCCUCCACCGGGGACUGGGCCUUCUUCCCCCCCACCCCCAUCUCCUGCCGCUGAUACCAGAUGCCCAGCCCCACGGGGAGGGUGCGGGAGAGGGGGAGGGAUGGCUGGGCAAGUCUGGAGACACAGGGCGGAGUGGGGCAGAGGAGGUGCUGAGGGGCUGUCUUAUUUAAAGUGGUUGUUUAUGAUUCUUAUACUAAUUUAUACAAAGAUAUUAAGGCCCUUUCCAUUACAAAAUCGUCCCCUUCCCAUAACUGUGUUCACUGUGUUUGUAAAGAUUGUUCAGUGUAAAUAUGUCUUUAUAAUAAAGAGUGAAAGGCUGACAAUUCGCCUUUACUCUUGGAGGUCAGGCUCAGGAGGGGCGCUCCUUUCCCCUGACGUCCAUGGUCAUCUCCCCGCCCACGAACUUCACGUGCAGCGAGAAAAGUGCCUGCAUCUGAAAUCGGUUCCAGGUCAAAUGGCUUCAGACUAAUUUGCCACAAACUCACAAAAGGAAUCUCUAUGCUUAACGACAAGUUCACAAAAAUGCAGUCCACUUUUAGGUGUUUUGGCAUCUGUUUGAGUGUCCUGAUUUUUUUCUUUUGCACUGUCAUUUAAAGGAUUUUUAAAAAGCAAUUUAUUUAAGAAUAUUCUGACUAAAGAAGGGAUUUCUACUAAAAAUUGUUUUGUAUCCUUGGCGCGUGUCUUCUAUUUUUAUCUACUUUUGAACAGUCUUGGGACUUUUUAGCCAGUUUGCCUUUCUUGAGAAAUGUUAUGUUUCCUGCAAUAAAUACAUUUGGUCAUGACUUUGUAUGUAUCAUUUUCUAUUUCACAAAGU
Messenger RNA from Camelus dromedarius (Arabian camel), 3107 nucleotides. RefSeq names its product apelin (gene APLN). Gene Ontology annotation, molecular function: apelin receptor binding; hormone activity. Lineage: Eukaryota; Metazoa; Chordata; Mammalia; Artiodactyla; Camelidae. Bases 314 to 547 code for a protein of 77 amino acids. Gene Ontology annotation, biological process: signal transduction. The record is from RefSeq and is a predicted model, not a curated record. The transcript has 3 exons.